CUCCUGUAAUCAUUUUGGGUUGAUUUUCCCAUGGGUAACCACCAUAAUGUCAGUGGGAUCUCCAUCUGAUAAAGAUUACUCUGAAGAUAUCUCAAAACUACAGUCUCUUUUAUGUAGUCAGUCAAUUGAUAUAGCUUCAGCUCUGCCUCUCUUGGAGCCCCUGACAGAGGUUGGCAAUAUUGGCCUCACCAUCCAUGUUCUCUGCAGUACCCGUCUAGGCAAGUAUGAGGAAGCCAUUGACCAGCUUCUCAAAAGGUGCCCUGAUGCAGCUGUGUUAUAUGCUCAGCAUGAGCUGAAAGAUGACUAUAGGGCUGUGUGGUGGAACAAGCUGCUUCCUGAACUUUGCAAGAGAACCAGACUUACUGGAAAUGACUGCCCUGUUCUUAUUUCAUCACUGAAAGAAACUUUAUCAGUUGUUGCAGUGGAGCUUGAACUAAGUGACUUACUCAGUCUUCUACCAGAGGAUGGAACUGCAGCAUUUUUCCUCCCGCAUCUUCUUCACUGCAGCCAGAGGAAGCUGCUGACCUAA
Messenger RNA from Merops nubicus (carmine bee-eater), 529 nucleotides. RefSeq names its product Hermansky-Pudlak syndrome 3 (gene HPS3). Bases 47 to 529 code for a protein of 160 amino acids. NCBI's taxonomy places the organism in Eukaryota, Metazoa, Chordata, Aves, Coraciiformes, Meropidae. The transcript has 4 exons. The record is from RefSeq and is a predicted model, not a curated record. Gene Ontology annotation, cellular component: cytoplasm. Gene Ontology annotation, biological process: organelle organization.